GGCCAAAUCCAUAUCCAUUCCUAGAAUGCAUCCAAAUGUCAUAUUCUUAAAAGUUUUUUCUCUUAUUCCAAAUCCAUUUCUAAUGGUUAUGCGGGCUUCACAACUAAAAGCCCAAAAAAAUACCGCACUGCAGGCCCAUUCGCCUUUUCCUCAUAAAAAACCCUAUCGGCUUAAAAGCUCUCUGCCGCAGCCGAAUUGAAUAGAAUCGUUUCUGACUCCGGCGGUCUUCCGAGCAGGCGUAACAAUGGUGGCGGCGAAGAAGACGAAGAAGACUCAUGAGAGCAUCAACAACAGGUUGGCUCUGGUCAUGAAGAGUGGCAAAUUCACCUUGGGGUACAAGACCGUUCUCAAGUCCCUCAGAAACUCCAAAGGAAAGUUGGUUAUAAUUUCCAACAACUGCCCACCCCUCUGGAAGUCGGAGAUUGAGUAUUAUGCUAUGUUGUCAAAAGUGGGUGUUCACCACUAUAGUGGAAGCAAUAAUGAUUUGGGAACUGCAUGUGGGAAAUUCCACAGAGUAUGUUGCAUGAGCAUUAUUGAUCCUGGUGAUUCCGACAUUCUCAAGAGCAUGCCGGGUGACCAGUAAUUUUGUUAAGAUCGUGCUUUCCGGUCAUUGUUGUUUUCCCCCUCUAAACUGUGUCAUUUUAAUUUUAAUUAUGGUUCUUCAAUGCUAGUUGGUUGACAUGUACCAUCACCCCAUCCAGAUUCUGGCAGUUGUUUUGAUGUUUGGUUGAUGAAUUUUGUCUCUUGGAUGAAAUGAUGAACUGUGCCUUUCCUUUAUGUAGUAUUAUGUGUCAUAAACAUGACUUUUAUGA
Messenger RNA from Cuscuta campestris, 812 nucleotides. The record is from the annotation of a GenBank genome assembly. Lineage: Eukaryota; Viridiplantae; Streptophyta; Magnoliopsida; Solanales; Convolvulaceae.